AUGGUUGCCCAAAAUAUGAUUGUUCUAAAAAAAGAGUUCUUGCAACUACAAGGCGCUUAUGAAGCGCAACAUGAUCAAAUAGCGUUGCUAAGGGCCAAACUUGAAGAACAUUGCGACCAAUCACGUAAUCAACACAUCUUUUAUUCAAAUCAAAUCCAAGGAGCUGCCACUUCCAUCCAAGCUAUGCAAGACCAGCUUCUCCAUCUAUCCCCUUCUCGAUCCACAGCUCCUCCUCCUCCACCUUCUGGCACUGCCACCUCCACCAAUCUCCCACCUGCUCCUACAACUUCUAACUCCAAUUUAAAGUUUGCCAAGCCCAACAAAUUUGGCAGGAAGAAAGAAGAUGCCCUGAAUUUCAUUAUCGCCUGCCAGGCUUAUAUAAGGGCAAAAGGGGCCAACCAAUCCCAUGAAGAGAAAAUUUUGUGGGUCACAUUGUAUUUCAAGGGAGCGGCGGAAGACUGGGUUUGCCCAUACAAAGAAAGGAAGGUGUUUAGGAGUGAAGCGGUCCCCUUAUUAAAAGAUAUUGAUGUAUUUUGGGCCAAAUUCACCAAGCACUAUGUGGACACCAAUUGCAAUGAAAAGUAUUGCCAAAAAUGGAACAAUUUGCGGCAGAAGGCUUCAGUCCAGGAAUACACUCAAGAAUUCCAACAAUACUCUGUAUCCUUGGGCUAUAGUGAUGAAACCUUGCGCAACAAAUACUACAAUGGCCUCAAAAAUGAAAUCAAGGACAUCAUGUUAUCUACUAUGUUCCAAUGGCAUCGUGCUACCGCUCAACAAGUCUAUGACAAGGCAGAAGAAAUUGCAAAUCAUAUUGAAUCUACUCGCUUAUCCAACCCCCCUGCCUCUACCAUUUGUGCCACUUCUACUGUUGUUCCCACUUCCAAUCCCAACUCCCCUCCCACUCAUACUUGUCUUAAUGUGGGAGAUAAUGUAUAUAUGGUUGAUCCUACUACUUGCCGCGCCAAGAAAGGCGCUAUCACUUCAAUUGUUUGCACUACCUCUGGCAAUAUGCCAAAUGUCAGGUGGAACAGAGAAUCUAAAGACACAAUGAUCCCAUUCCCCUCCCUUAAAAAAGAUGAACGGCCUGCCGCUGCUGUCCCAGUCAAGCCCAUCCUUGCUCCCACCCCUGUCCUGGCCUCAAAUUCCAAAGGCCCAGUUCCCAUGGAUCUUGAUGGAAGGGGUUUGGCUAACCUCACUUGCCAUGUAUGCAGUGGUAAAGGCCACUUUGCGCGAAAUUGCCCCUCUAAGCCCAUGUCUGGACAUGUGGCUAAUGUCAAAUGGUCUUGGGAAAGGCCCAAGGAGGAAAGCCAAAUUGAAGUUGUUUCCAAUGAGGAGGAGUUGGGAAAAGGAAAAGCCAAGGCCAACUAA
Rhizoctonia solani is the source of this 1368-nucleotide messenger RNA. RefSeq names its product Retrotransposon gag protein. Gene Ontology annotation, molecular function: zinc ion binding; nucleic acid binding. The transcript has a single exon. The record is from RefSeq and is a predicted model, not a curated record. NCBI's taxonomy places the organism in Eukaryota, Fungi, Basidiomycota, Agaricomycetes, Cantharellales, Ceratobasidiaceae. Bases 1 to 1368 code for a protein of 455 amino acids.